Messenger RNA from Fibroporia radiculosa, 540 nucleotides. RefSeq lists its product as uncharacterized. The record is from RefSeq and is a predicted model, not a curated record. The coding region runs from base 1 to 540 and encodes 179 amino acids. Lineage: Eukaryota; Fungi; Basidiomycota; Agaricomycetes; Polyporales; Fibroporiaceae. The transcript is spliced from 2 exons.
AUGGCGUUGAUUCGGAUCAGCAGCGACGAAUGGGAUAUCCACGGCGACUUCAGAACGCCAAAACAGGCUCCAAGCAACGCGCUGUGCGCAGUCGUUCCAGAGGGCGACGCCAGGGAUACUCGAACCGCCGCCGUCGGCCAGGUGGAGGCGAACAGUGUCCACGGAGCCCACGACACGCCGCGCCCGGGGCGGAUCUUCAGCGUGCCCGUAUUCCGGUGGGCGACCGCCAGUUCAUCUGGGUUCCACGACAGCGCGCCCAGCCGCUCCCCGCGUCUUGCGCAAUCCUGCGCGACACCCAUACCAGGUCGGCUUCCGUGGCCGGUUGGGUUCCGACGCGACGGAAGCGAACUCCAGGGACCGCGGGCGGGGCAGCGGGACUCGUGUCCGAAUGUCGUCGCCCGCGACGGGACCAGUGGGCCGCGAGAGGCAGGUACGGAGACCAUGUUGAACAAGAGUGCGCGGCGCGUACUAGCACAUGGCGGGCGGGGUGCGCGCGUGGUCGACACGGAGCGUGGGGUCUUCUACGCCGCCCAGCUCUAG